CUUUUCAGAACCAAUCGUAAGGCAGGAUCUGUCCAGCUCCACCGUUAACACACAAAGGUAUUGUCUCCUUCACCUCUUCUUUAUUGAGCAUCCAUUGUCGCUGUCUUAUUGUCCAAUUAUCUGCGGCCCAUGGACUUAUUGGAUAUAUUCUCAUGAGCUGUAUCCAAAAUCUGGCAUGCAAUGUCAACUUCUUCUUUCUAUCAUAUCAUUGCUGUUUGUUUCUGUUGACUGCUGGGCGGUCCUUACUGACAUUCUCUGAAGAUCCCUCUCUUUGCUGGUUCAAUCAAACCUUUUCAGUCAUUACGACCUAUCUGAUUCGUCCGGUACGCAUCAGAUUGAUUUGAAAGUUGAAAAAAGUCGAAACAAGACCAGUUCACGACACAAUGUUUUCCAAGGCGAUCUUUGCGGCUGCAGCCCUUUUCUCGGCCAUUGCGGAUGCUCAUAUUAUCAUGACCAGCCCCAUCCCAUAUGCCAACACCACUCUCAACAACUCUCCUCUCGAUGCAAGCGGCAGUGACUUUCCCUGCAAGAUUCGGUCUGACAUGUGGGCUAAUCAAGAGGCUCUCCUAAAACUCAACACAUUCGAGAUUGGACAAAAUCAUACUCUUGCAUUCGAGGGCAUUGCCACUCACGGUGGUGGAUCUUGUCAGAUUAGCUUGUCAACAGACCUGGAACCGACCAAGGACUCGAAAUGGAUGGUUAUCCAUUCGAUUGAGGGUGGAUGCCCUAUCAACACUGCCGGAAACCUUGAUGAUGGCGGCGCAACUACUCCUGUUCCCAACACUUUCCAGUUCAGUAUCCCAGACGGCAUUGCUGCAGGCAAGUAUGCCCUGGCAUGGACAUGGUUCAACAGAGUUGGCAACCGCGAGAUGUACAUGAACUGUGCUCCUAUCACUGUGACCGGAGGUAGCCAGAAGCGUGACGAGUCUAGCUCCAAAGCGCUCUCCAAACGUGACAGCUUCCCGCCUAUGUUCGUGGCCAAUAUCAAUGGCUGCACGACCCCAGAGAACGUCGACAUCCGCUUCCCUGACCCCGGCGAUUCUGUUGUUUAUGCUGGCGAGCCAAGUAACCUUCAAGCCGUGGGUCAGGCCGCCUGCACUGGUGGUCCCGGCCCUGGUCCAUCUGGCUCUUCGGGCUCUUCUCCCAGUACCGUCUCUCCUACCGCUUCUCCUGCAACCUCCUCUCUUGCUGCGUCUUCGGCUACCAGUGCUGCUUCCGAGUCGUCUGUUACCUCAGCUCCUGAAUCCACCCCGACUGGCGCUCCGGGAAUCUUCGCAUCUGGCGCCUCGCCCAUUGCGUCUCAGACCGCGACUGUGUCGGUUGUUGCCGCCAGUCCAUCCAGCAGCUCUAGCUCCAGCAGCGGCGCCUUGUCCGGAUCUUGCUCCCCUGAGGGAACCUGGAACUGCAUCAAUGGCAGCUCUUUCCAGCGCUGUGCUAGCGGCAACUGGUCCAGCCCCAUCGACAUGGCGUCCGGCACGACUUGCACCGCUGGCAAGUCCGAUUCCCUGAAGGUCGCCGCUGUCAAGAGGUCCCCAAGAGUCCCUGCUGGCCACCUGCACGCCAGGAGACAUAUCAACCGUGCGAGCCACAUUUAAAAGGUUUCGGUAUCUGCCGGUUCGGAUGCUAUGACCUUUUCUUUUCCCCAUUCCCAGCUGGGUCUUCUUCAUCCUGCGUCGUAAAAGACUGACGGGACCACUUUCUUUUUCUCUUCUCCUGUACAUUUGAGUAACCGUUUUCUUCUUUUUCUUGACAUUUCAGAAGUGUGAAAGCUUCUUGUUAGAUACUUGGCUCGAUGGUCAUCUGAAUAC
Messenger RNA from Paecilomyces variotii, 1808 nucleotides. RefSeq lists its product as hypothetical. Bases 384 to 1595 code for a protein of 403 amino acids. The transcript has a single exon. NCBI's taxonomy places the organism in Eukaryota, Fungi, Ascomycota, Eurotiomycetes, Eurotiales, Thermoascaceae. The record is from RefSeq and is a predicted model, not a curated record.